Messenger RNA from Eucalyptus grandis, 2260 nucleotides. Its product is annotated as probable polygalacturonase. Gene Ontology annotation, biological process: carbohydrate metabolic process. NCBI's taxonomy places the organism in Eukaryota, Viridiplantae, Streptophyta, Magnoliopsida, Myrtales, Myrtaceae. Gene Ontology annotation, molecular function: polygalacturonase activity. The record is from RefSeq and is a predicted model, not a curated record.
UUCCCUUUUCCUCUCUGCAUGCAUGUGAGCGACCACGACGACGACGACGACGACGGCGGCGACGACGGCGGCGACGACCGACCAUGGAGCCCGAGAAACCCACCUUCGGGUUCGGAUCCGCCGCCGCCCACCUGGCCCGACCCGCGUGGACGCCCUUCCUCCUCCUCCUCCUCUCCUUCCUCGCCGUCCUCUCCGUCCAGAUCGCCACCAAGCCAUUCUCCCCCCGCCGCCGCCCCCGCCGCCGCCGCCGUCGGCAGCCCCCGUCGGCCCGGGUGGCGCCCCCGCCCGGGAGCUGCGCCGGGUUCUUCCCCGGGGUCCCGCCGGAGAGGAAGGUGGUGAUGUCGAUGCGGGACUUCGGCGGGGUCGGCGACGGCGCGAGGCCGGAGACGGAGACGUUCCGGCGGGCGGUGCGCCACCUGCGGCGGUGGGGGCGGGGCGGGUCGCAGCUGAACGUGCCCAGGGGGACGUGGGUCACGGGGAGCUUCAACCUCACCAGCAAUUUCACCCUCUUCCUCGAGGAGGGCGCUCGGAUCCUAGGCUCCCAGGAUCCAAAUGAUUGGCCCAUCAUAGAGCCUUUACCAUCUUAUGGAAGAGGAAGAGAGAGAUUAGGAGGGAGGCACAUAAGCCUCAUCCAUGGGAAUGGCCUCACUGAUGUUGUCAUCACAGGAAACAAUGGGACAAUAGACGGUCAGGGGAAGAUGUGGUGGGAACUAUGGUGGAACAGAACAUUGGAGCACACACGAGGCCAUUUGGUCGAACUCAUGAACUCACAUAACGUUCUCAUCUCCAAUCUUACCUUCAGAAAUUCACCCUUUUGGACGAUUCAUCCCGUUUAUUGCAGUAACGUUGUUAUAAAAGACAUGACGAUCUUGGCUCCCCUCAAUGCCCCAAAUACAGAUGGUAUUGAUCCAGACUCGUGUAGCAAAGUGUGCAUCGAAGACUGUUACAUUGAGAGCGGGGACGAUCUUGUGGCAGUAAAGAGUGGAUGGGACCAAUAUGGAAUUGCAACAGCGCAUCCUAGUUCGGAUAUUAUUGUUAGGAGAGUAUCAGGAACCACUCCCACUUGCUCUGGGGUCGGGAUCGGUAGCGAGAUGUCGGGAGGAAUUUUAAACGUGAUUAUAGAAGAUCUGCAUGUCUGGGACUCUGCCGCAGGAAUCCGUAUCAAGACAGAUAUUGGUCGAGGAGGUUAUAUAGCUAAUAUCAGUAUAAGUAACGUGAUCAUGGAACGGGUCAAAAUUCCCAUAAGAUUUAGCAGAGGUUCUAAUGAUCACCCAGAUGAGGGAUGGGACCCGAAAGCCAUUCCUAGAGUGAAGGGUGUAUUCAUAAGCAACGUGGUGAGCGUGAAUUCUACAAAAGGCCCCGUCUUAGAUGGCAUGAAGGUUUCACCAUUCGAACAGAUAUGCAUGAAAAAUAUCAGUUUAUAUGGAUUACCUCCUCCUGUGAAGUGGCACUGUGAAUUUCUUUCAGGGUUCGCUGAUGACGUCUCUCCAGUGCCGUGUCCUGAGUUGCGGAACAAUAGUUCGACAUUAUCUUGUCCAUAAAUACUGUAGGAAAUAUGUUUGUACAGCAAUAUAAAAAGGAUAUUCACGAUACUAUUGCAGCGAUGAAAGACAUUUCCAGAGAAAAGGACUCGAAAUAUGGGAGUCUUGUCAUUCUGUUUACAUGACAGAAAGGCUGAGAUGUUGAGAUUCCUGUCAUGUGAAUUAAAUGAGGCAUUCUGGCCUCAGCAAGAGCCCCCAGUUUAGGAGAGAAUGACCGGUUCUCGUUACUUGCGUUGGUGUGAGGAAGAGAUACUUCUGGCAUGAUUGACAGUUACUGGAUUUACACAACAAAGCAACAUUCAUUGAUUCAAAUGAUUUUUCUGCAUUCUUUGAUAUUGUGGAUAUACACAGCAAGAGGAGAGAUCAGGUUGUACAGAAGAUGGUGGAUACUGUGACGUAGCAUGUGAAGAUCCAAGUCUUACAGAUUGAUGCUAAAGUUGAUAUUGAUUACUCAGAAGUAACAUUUUUGACUUGAUUUGUGUGUCAUAGAGUUUCAUGCUAAUGCAAUGAAUUUAAUUUAGCUUGCUGCAUGAUUCCAUUUACAUUUUCCUAAAGAAGUCUCAGUUAGGCUUGCUGUUAUAACUGAGGACUUCAUGUGAGAUUUGAAUUCCAUUGUCAAUCCCGUUAGUGUCAAACUUGCUUAUAUAGGGAACCACACAAGUCUGUCCAUAGUAAAUAAAUUGACAACGAUAAUAAAAUUUUCUUCAAUUCCUUGAGAA